Messenger RNA from Anguilla anguilla (European eel), 1772 nucleotides. RefSeq names its product TXK tyrosine kinase (gene txk). Gene Ontology annotation, molecular function: ATP binding; protein binding; non-membrane spanning protein tyrosine kinase activity. The record is from RefSeq and is a predicted model, not a curated record. Lineage: Eukaryota; Metazoa; Chordata; Actinopteri; Anguilliformes; Anguillidae. Bases 145 to 1668 code for a protein of 507 amino acids. The transcript has 15 exons. Gene Ontology annotation, biological process: adaptive immune response; T cell receptor signaling pathway; B cell receptor signaling pathway.
CCUUGCGUCAUCUCCUUUUUGGCUGCCAAAAGCAGAGUCAAGUCAUGACCACAAAUUCACUCACAAUCAAAAAUGAACCCGUUUAAAAACAAGAGGUUCGCGUGGAAAUCUUGAACGACGCGCAGAGGUUACGCUGUAGUGACCAUGAUUCUUUCAAACCUCUCCCUCCAGUCCAUCUUCUGCUGCUGCUGUGCCAGAGGAAUGAACAGGGAGAGAGAUUGUCGGAGGGAACAGGUCACGUCCUGUUACCGCUCACAGAAACACCCAGGAGGCGCCUGUAGGUCGGAAAGAUCGCGGAGGAAGCUGCCCUCCCCCCCCCCGGAGAACGACGAGGGAGCCAAAGUCCACGUGGUGGCCAUGUACGACUUCACAGCCACGGAGGAGACAGACCUGACGCUGAAGCAGGGGGAGGAGUACACCAUCCUGCACAAGCAGGACCAUCUGUGGUGGAGGGCCCAGGACAGGCACGGGAACAAAGGCUUUAUCCCCAGCAAUUACGUGACAGAGAAGGAUACAAUGGAGGUUCACGAGUGGUACUGCAAGAACAUCACCAGAUCAAAGGCAGAACAGCUACUGAGACAGGAGGCAAAGGAAGGUGGGUACAUAGUGAGAGACUCCAGCCAGCAGGGCAGCUACACGGUGUCUGUAUUCACCAAGGCUUUGGGCUCUAAAGAUGGUGUCAUUAGACAUUAUCAAAUCAAACGCGAUGACUCAGGGAUGUUCUUCUUGGCAGAGAAGCAUGUCUUCAGCUCCAUACCCGAGGUCAUUCAUUAUCAUAAUCACAACGCAGCAGGUUUGGUGACACGGCUACGGUACGCUGUUGGGCCGAUGGGGAAAUGUGUCCCAGCAACUGCAGGAUUCAGCUAUGAAAAGUGGGAGAUAAACCCUUCGGAGCUGUCCGUCAUGAAGGAGCUGGGCAGCGGGCAGUUCGGGGUGGUGCGUCUGGGAAAAUGGCGGACGCUGUGCAAAGUGGCCAUCAAGAUCAUCAACGAGGGAUCCAUGUCCGAGGAGGACUUCAUCGAGGAGGCCAAAGUCAUGACGCGGCUGUGCCACCCGAAGCUGGUGCAGCUGUACGGGGUGUGCAUGAAGCAGAGGCCCAUCUGCAUCGUGACGGAGUUCAUGGAAAAUGGCUGCCUGCUGAACUUCCUGCGGCAGAGAAACGGAAGCCUGAGUAGGGAGUGGCUGCUGGCCAUGUGCCAGGAUGCCUGCGAGGGGAUGCAGUACCUGGAGGAGAGCGGCUUCAUACACAGAGACCUGGCUGCCAGAAAUUGCUUAGUCAGCGACAAGAAUGUGGUCAAAGUGUGUGACUUUGGAAUGACCAGGUACGUGCUGGACAACCAGUACACCAGCUCCACGGGGUCCAUGUUUCCCGUCAAAUGGUCACCACCGGAAGUCCUGCACUUCAACAAAUACAGCAGCAAAUCAGAUGUGUGGUCAUUUGGCGUCCUGAUGUGGGAGAUCUUUACGGAAGGACGGACUCCGUUUGAGAACAAGUCAAACCCGGAGGUCGUGGAGGAGAUCACACAGGGCAACAGGCUGUACCAGCCUUACAAAGCUUCCCAUAAGGUGUACCAGCUCAUGUACCGGUGCUGGCAUGAGAGGCCGCAGGGAAGACCGAGUUUCUCCGAGCUGCUGGAGAACAUUAAGCAGAUUGCGGAGAUGGGCUAGACGUGGAUGUGGGCAUUGAACAGGAUGUAUGUAUAUGACAAUACUGACAGCAAUACAUUAUAUACUUUUAUUAUCGUUUCAUAUUAAAGUAUUUAUUUUUCUGA